CCGUUCACCUGUUCCCCAGAUCACCGUAAUCCCUUUUCUCUCUCUAAAAUCUCCAUUUCUUCGUUCCAUAAACCUUUGGAAGUCAACUUUCCUUCCUUUGAAGACGCGAAUCUCCUUCCUUUCUCCUUAGUCCUCUUAUUGAGGCCUCCUCUUCCGCGUCGCCGUGUUGGGGGGAAAUCAACUCCAACAUUCGCCUUUCAUCGAUGUCUUCAUAAACGAUCUCAAUCUUCUACCUCAUUUGUAAGAUAAUCGGUUAUAUUCAUCCGUUUGCAAAAUGGCAUUUUCUCAAUGGGUUUUGAUUCUACCCAUGUUUAUUUGCCUUUUGGCAUCUGGGUCAUUGUCGAUGGAAGAUUUUCGAAGAGCAUUCCCUAUUGUGGAACCUGAUCCUGGCCAUACAAAGCUUCGUAUUUCAAUGGAAGGGUUGGAGGCCAUUGAGAGAAUUACCACACCCAUUGCUGCUGUUGCUGUUAUUGGUCCAUAUCGUUCAGGAAAAUCUUUUCUGCUGAAUCAACUUCUCUCUCUUUCCUGUUAUGAAGGAUUUGGUGUUGGGCACAUGCGUGACACAAAAACAAAAGGAAUUUGGGUGUGGGGUGCUCCAAUGGAAUUGGAAUUUGAGGGAGAAAAAACUUCAGUUUUCUUCCUUGAUACAGAGGGGUUUGAAAGUAUUGGGAAAUCAAAUGUAUAUGAUGAUCGGAUAUUUGCUCUGGCAACAGUGUUGAGUUCUGUCCUCGUUUAUAAUCUGCCUGAAACGAUUCGUGAGGCAGAUAUUUUUCGAUUGUCAUUUGCUGUUGAGCUUGCAGAAGAGUUCUAUGGAAGAGUGAAGGGGAAAGAUGUUGCCUUUGAACCUGCUAAACUGUUGUGGCUUAUACAACGCGAUUUUCUUCAAGGGAAAUCUGUACAAGAGAUGGUAGAUGAAGCUCUUAGGCAUGUCCCAAAUUCAAAUGGUGACAGAAACAUUGAUCAGGUCAACCAGAUACGGGAUUCAUUGGCUAUCAUGGGUGACAACAGCACAGCUUUUAGUUUACCUCAACCUCAUCUACAACGUACAAAGCUUUGUGAUAUGAAGGAUGGUGAACUUGACCCUAGUUAUGUUAAGAAGAGAGAAGAAUUGAAGAAACUCGUUACUUCUUCUAUACGUCCAAAAAUUGUGCAGGGAAAACAUCUUAAUGGAAAGGAGUUUGUUUCUUUUCUGAAGCAGAUUCUUGAGGCUUUGAAUAAAGGAGAGAUUCCAUCAACGGGCUCACUUGUGGAGGUCUUCAACAAGGAUAUUACGGAGCGAUGUCUGAAGUUUUACAGUGAUCAAAUGGGUAACCUGAAAUUACCCCUUCCAGAGAAAUAUCUGGAAAAAGAUCAUCAAGAAAAUAGAGGAGAAGCCAUGAAAAUGUUUGAUGAACAACAUUUUGGCCGAAAUCAUGCAAAGAAAUCUGUUGAGAAGCUGGACGAAGAAAUCGAGAAGGUCCACAAGAAUUUUGUAUUGGCAAAUGAAUACCAGUCCUCAAGAUUGUGUGAAUCAUUGUAUACCAAAUGCGAAGAUACGAUGGAUCAACUUCAAAUCCUUAGACUUCCUUCCAUGGCAAAAUUUAACGCAGGCUUUCUCCAGUGCAAUCAGAGCUUUGAGAGUGAGUGUGUCGGGCCUUUGAAAAACAGUUACGAAAAUCGGAUGAUGAAGAUGUUGGACAAGUCGAAAUCUUUGUUUAUUAAGGAAUACAAUCACCGACUUUUCAACUGGUUGGUGACAUUCUCGCUGGUUAUGGUUGUGAUAGGGCGGUUCCUAAUAAAGUUUAUUUUGCUUGAAAUUGGAGCAUGGAUACUCUUUAUAUUCUUGGAGACAUAUACAAGGUUGUUCUGGUCGCCAGAAUCACUUUAUUACAAUUCAGUUUGGCAUGUUAUUGUAACAACAUGGGAAACACUUGUUUACAGCCCCAUCCUUGAUUUGGACAGGUGGGCCAUUCCAAUUGGUGUGGUUUUAUCUGUGUUUGCUCUUUAUUGGAGGUGUUUUGGAAGAAGGAAACCUGGGCAGCAUUGGCUUUUGCCUAUGUACAACAACAAUCAGAAGGAUCGUCGAAGAUCAGAAUAGGUGGUAACAAACAACCCAUCAUUCCAUUAUUUAGUUGCACAUUAGACGAGUUUUUUUUUUCAUUUAGAUGUCAAGCAUACGCCAUGGCCCAUAAGCUGAAUGUUGUGUACCCAUAAGAAAACCUCAAAGUGGAGAGUGGGUUGAAGAAAGGUUGGCGAAGAUAUUUUGUUGUACAAUCAAAUGGAAUAUAUUGUUCAAGGAUGGAAUCAAAUACUUAGAACAUGUUCAGGAAGAUCUCAUUAACUGAUGUGAAAGCAGUGUUUAGUUGUUGGUUCAUAGUUUCUUUUGUUCGAUUCUUUUCUUUCUUUCUUUCAUCUUUUGUUUUGUUUUGUUUUGUUUGAUCUAAUUGUAACAAUAUAUGGUUAGUGGGGAUAUCAGGCCUAUGUUAAUUAUUGAAUGCAAGGAAUUCUGAAAUGGUAAUGGAGUCUUGUUAUAUUUGUUCUUA
This is a messenger RNA of Impatiens glandulifera, 2522 nucleotides long. RefSeq names its product guanylate-binding protein 4-like. The transcript is spliced from 17 exons. Bases 275 to 2077 code for a protein of 600 amino acids. NCBI's taxonomy places the organism in Eukaryota, Viridiplantae, Streptophyta, Magnoliopsida, Ericales, Balsaminaceae. The record is from RefSeq and is a predicted model, not a curated record. Gene Ontology annotation, molecular function: GTPase activity; GTP binding.